Macadamia integrifolia is the source of this 1388-nucleotide messenger RNA. RefSeq names its product 30-kDa cleavage and polyadenylation specificity factor 30-like. Gene Ontology annotation, cellular component: nucleoplasm. NCBI's taxonomy places the organism in Eukaryota, Viridiplantae, Streptophyta, Magnoliopsida, Proteales, Proteaceae. The transcript has 5 exons. Gene Ontology annotation, molecular function: N6-methyladenosine-containing RNA reader activity; mRNA binding; metal ion binding. Gene Ontology annotation, biological process: mRNA splicing, via spliceosome; regulation of mRNA splicing, via spliceosome. Bases 234 to 1373 code for a protein of 379 amino acids. The record is from RefSeq and is a predicted model, not a curated record.
CACAGUGCAUGGUAUUCAAAUAUGCGAGACCGAUUAAACCCGAUCCCUAAUCGGCCUGAACCGACUGGGCAGAGUAGAGAGUAGAGACUGCUAUAGUCUUUGUAUCAGGUUCUCUCUUCCUUUCUCCAUCUUCCUCUCUUCGUCUCUGUCGUCUCUCACGCUAUCAGGAUCGCUAUCAUGGUCGUGGAACCUCUGAACUAGAGUUUUCAGGAACCCUAAUCAAGAAUUUGCCAAUGGAGGACCCCGAAGGAGUCCUCAGCUUCGACUUCGAAGGCGGCCUCGAAAACGGCUCCGCCAAUCCCUCUGCUUCUGUCCCCUUGAUCCCAACUGACUCCUCUGCUGCCGUUCCUGGAAACCCCGCCCCUGCUCCGGUUGCCGGAGAUACGAUCCCUGGAGGUCCCGCUGGACGGCGAAGCUACCGGCAGACAGUAUGUCGGCACUGGCUCAGGAGCCUCUGUAUGAAGGGUGAUGCCUGUGGGUUCCUACACCAGUACGAUAAAUCACGGAUGCCUGUUUGUCGAUUCUUCCGAAUGUAUGGAGAGUGUCGAGAGCAAGAUUGCGUGUAUAAGCACACAAACGACGACAUCAAGGAGUGUAAUAUGUACAAAUUUGGAUUUUGUCCAAAUGGUCCUGAUUGCCGGUAUAGGCAUGUGAAGCAAGAUGGACCUCCACCUUCCGUGGAAGAAGUCCUCCAGAAGAUUCAGCAUUUGAGUUCAUUCAAUUAUGGCUCAAACAGAUUUUACCAGCACCGGGGUGGUGGUUAUGGCCAACAAAUUGAAAGGCCUCAGUUUCCACAAGGUCCUGCGACUGUCAAUCAAGGUUUAGCAGUAAAAAUAUCUACCACUGCUGACUCCACCAAUGUUCAGUCACAACAGCCACAACAACCACAAGCUCAGUUUCAACAGCAGCAGGUUAGCCAGAUUCAGACGCAGAAUCUCCCCAAUGGUGUGCCUAUUCAAGCUAACAGAACAGCUACACCACUUCCUCAAGGUUCAUCUAGGUAUUUCAUUGUUAAAAGUUGCAAUCGCGAAAAUUUGGAAUUAUCUGUGCAACAAGGAGUGUGGGCAACCCAAAGAAGCAACGAGGCUAAAUUAAAUGACGCCUUUGACUCGGUGGAGCAUGUGUUUUUGAUCUUUUCCGUCAAUCGAACACGCCAUUUCCAGGGAUGUGCAAAGAUGACAUCUAAAAUUGGUGGAUUUGUUGGAGGAGGAAACUGGAAACAUGCACAUGGCACUGCACAUUAUGGGCGAAAUUUCUCUGUGAAAUGGUUAAAGCUAUGUGAGCUGUCCUUCCAUAAAACUCGGCAUUUGAGGAAUCCAUACAAUGAAAACCUCCCUGUAAAGGUAAGAAGUUUGACUUAUGGCCAUAUUUGAAGGAUUUCAUAUCCU